AAGGAGCGACUCUAGUUUAUUGCGUAUAGAGUUUUAUAUGGUUUUGGUCGUAGAAAAUUGCAACUAUAUAUAAAUUUAGUGUGAGCGCUGUAGUGUGCUUGAUGAUGGAUUGGGGGACAGCGUGUGGUAGCUUUUGGGGCGUUGAGCUUCUUCGCCGCAACCGUCUUCUUCCAUUUGAUUCGCUCCUCGCAUCGUCUCGCUAGUUUUUAGCAGCGUUUUCUCCCACUUUUUUUUUCACGUCCUUGUUCUUCUUUUUCUACUUGGAUGGAAUCCAAUUGCGCUGCUAACGAGCUGCUCGUUGGAGGAAGCGACGCGAGCUCCUGGGAGGGAGCAAGCAAGCGCAAGCACGAGAGCGAGGCAGUCAGGAGUGGUAGUCAGUCGUUUUGCUCUUCUCGAGUUCCUUCUUCCCGAGAAAUCUAAGGAAUGAUUCGAAAGCUUACUUGGAGUGGAGAGAAGUCGCCGGAUUGGACGAGAGUUCCUUUUCUUUCCUCUUCUCAGCUUCUGUAGAAGAUCGAGCGACCGAGUCGUAGAGCGAGCGAGUGUCAAGAAAUUUCCUGCUCAAAGAGCACUGGUAAGUAAGCGCAAAGAAGAAGAAGAUCCGAAGGAAGAAAAGAGAAGAACCUUUCACGAUGAUCAGCGCGCACGACUUCUAUGUGGUGAUGAGCGCCGUGGUGCCGCUCUACGUCGCAAUGAUCCUGGCCUACGGCUCAGUCCGGUGGUGGAAGAUCCUCACUCCGGAUCAAUGCGGCGGCAUCAAUCGCUUCGUGGCGAUCUUCGCGGUCCCACUCCUCUCCUUCCAGAUUCUCGCCACCAACAAUCCUUACAAGAUGAACGCGCAGUUCAUCGCCGCCGACGUCCUCCAGAAGCUGGCCAUUCUCGCGGUUCUUCUCGUCUGGUGCCGCUACUCCAGCAAUGGAAGCAUGGAGUGGACUAUCACUCUCUUCAUGCUGGCCACGCUUCCCAACACUCUGGUCAUGGGGAUCCCUUUGCUCGCAGCGAUGUAUGGGACCGAGUCUGGAAGUCUCGUCGUCCAGGCAGUGGUCCUCCAAUGCAUCAUCUGGUACACGCUGCUGCUCGUCUUCUACGAGUACCGCAGUGCCAGGAACCUCAUCCGGGACCAGUUCCCCAAGACCGCUGCGUCCAUCGUUUCCUUCAAAGUCGACUCGGACGUAGUCUCUCUGGAUGGAAACCGAGAGCCCAUCCAGGCCGACGCGGAGAUUGGUGACGACGGUAAGAUUCACGUCACUGUGCGGCGCUCCACUGCUUCCAGGCACGACCUCUAUCCUCCUUCUCCCAUCGCGUCCUCGAAAGCUCUCACGCCGCGGCCUUCCAAUCUCACCGGAGCUGACAUCUACUCUAUCCACUCCUCGAGGAACAUGACCCCGCGGGAGUCCAGCUUCAACCACGCCGAGUACUACUCCAUGAUGAUGAUGAUGCCGGCUUUCAACAAUCCACCACCACCGCCACCGCCGCCGCCACCUCGCCACUCGAGCUUCACUGCCUCGGAUAUCUACUCGCUCCAUUCUUCCAGGGGGCCGACGCCGAGAACUUCCAACUUUAACAUCGAAGAGCAGCACCGACCGUCGACAAAGUCUGCUCCUCCACCGUCUCGGAUGAUUCCUCCUCCUGUUCCUGCUCCACCCCCUGCCCCUGCUCCUCUAGCUCCAGCUCCAGUUCUCAAUGCUGCUGCCAGCAAGAACGACCUCGUCCAUAUGUUCGUGUGGAGUUCCAGCGGCUCUCCAAUUUCCGAAGGCAAUGUCCGAAUGCUCAACGAUGACUUCCGCUCCAACAAUAACAAGGACGUCCGGCUUCUCGUAGGUGACGAUGACGAUUCAACAGCAACAGCAGCGUCCGGAGCUCCUCAUGACUUUAGCUUCGGUCACGCUGGAGGAGUGGACGAGGGCAACAGCAGCACCAACAUUCCUGCUCGAAAUUCCAGCUCCGGCUUGGAAAUGCCUCCGAAGAACAGCAGCAACCUCGCGGACGAUCAGCCGACCGAGAUGCCCUCUGUUGGUGUCAUGACCCGGCUCAUCGUGGACAUGGUGUGGAGAAAGCUGAUCCGCAAUCCCAACACGUACUCCAGCUUGCUCGGCCUCGGCUGGGCUCUCGUCGCCUACAAGUGGCACGUCAGGAUGCCGGCUAUCAUCGACAACUCCAUCCAAAUCUUAUCCAAGGCCGGACUCGGAAUGGCCAUGUUCAGCUUAGGCCUGUUCAUGGCAUUGCAGAAGCGCAUUCUGGUGUGUGGCACAUCAAUGGCGUUGUUCGGGAUGGUGGUACGCUUUGUAACAGGCCCUGCGGUAAUGGCAGCAACUUCCAUAGCUGUCGGCCUCAAAGGUGUCAAUCUCCACGUCUCUAUAGUACAGGCCUCGCUUCCCCAAGGCAUUGUCCCAUUCGUCUUCGCGAAGGAGUACAACGUGCAUCCAGACGUCCUCAGCACAGCGUACGUACUUUCUCUUUUCCUCCUCCCUCCCUUCUCUGUGCCCCCCCGCACCACACACACUGUGUGUGCAUUCAAUUCUCUCUCAACUCACACUGCCCGCCUGUUGCAUCCGUGUGUACCUCUCUGCCAGGGUGAUAUUCGGCAUGCUGGUGGCCUUUCCCAUCACAAUGCUCUACUACGUGCUCCUGGGCCUGUGAGGGAGAGUGGCGUGAAUUCAUCACCUCCAAACAUUUCUCUCAACUUCUCAACCGAUCGCUGCUUUACUGCCGCUGCUGCUGUUGUAAGUGUCUGCCGACUAUAACUUACGGACGAUCGAUGGAGCUGGCUGGCUGGUUGGCCGCUUUGGCUGGCUCCAGCUCGAUUCAACUUGUUUUCAGCCCAAGAGUUGAAGGA
This is a messenger RNA of Selaginella moellendorffii, 2833 nucleotides long. RefSeq names its product probable auxin efflux carrier component 1c. Gene Ontology annotation, molecular function: auxin efflux transmembrane transporter activity. The record is from RefSeq and is a predicted model, not a curated record. The coding region runs from base 630 to 2741 and encodes 703 amino acids. Gene Ontology annotation, cellular component: plasma membrane; endoplasmic reticulum. Gene Ontology annotation, biological process: auxin polar transport; auxin export across the plasma membrane. Lineage: Eukaryota; Viridiplantae; Streptophyta; Lycopodiopsida; Selaginellales; Selaginellaceae. The transcript is spliced from 5 exons.